GUUACCAUUUGAAAAUUUCAAAAUCAAGUUCAUUCGAGCAGAGGUGAGAGGACCAUGGCGAUGGAUGUAGAAGAGAAAGAGCAAUUAGGGUUUCCGUACUGGAAAUCCGUUCGCCGAACGUUCGGGCCCGAGUCUCCCUUCUUUGCUUCUGGCAACGUCGAGAGGGAACUUAUCGCUAAACAGGUUGCAUUGGAUUUAACCGAAGAUGAAAAGGAUAAGCUUCAGGAUUUGGUAGCUAAGGAAUGCGGGGUUUUCUUUUGCCCAAUUGUUGGUUGUGGUUCACGCUUGACUUCUUUGGAGAACUUUGAAGAUCAUUACAAUGCACGGCAUACUGCAUCCUGUUCAAUAUGCUCUAGGGUUUACCCAACAUCACGCCUACUAAGCAUACAUGUAUCGGAAGCACAUGAUUCCUUCUUUCAGGCUAAAGUUGCACGCGGCUAUGCCAUGUAUGAAUGUCUGGUGGAAGGCUGUAGUUUGAAGUUCAAGAGCUACAAAAGUCGACAACAGCAUCUGGUGGACAAGCAUAAAUUUACCACUUCAUUUGAGUUUUUCAAGAAAGCCCACUCAUCUAAGAAACAGAGGCAAAAACUCCAACGCAAACAAGGUACUCAUAAGAGGGAGGAAGCAUCAUGUAUGGAAGUAGAAAAUGAAUCCAUUGAUGGCCUUGUUUCAGCAGUCUCCAAAUUAAGUACUUCGGACUCCUCCCCUUCAUCUGUUAGCUUUGGUAGGCGCCACACCCGUGGACUGUCUUUUGUCCCUCGUGCAGUUCAGCGUGAUAGAAAAAGACCAGACUGCACCGAAGCUGGGACAAGGUGACCGCAAGUAUAUGUACGCAGAUCAAAUUCAGAUUUCACCAUAAAGCCCGCACCUUCUUCCACCGGUUCCUAUGAUUGCUUCUGCAACCAACUUUCAAAGAUGAUUGAAAGAGAGAACGGCUAUUUGAUGCCGUGAAUGAUAUUUAGCCUUUCCCUCUGUAUAUUCACUGGUGUGGAGGAUGGAAACUGGCCGCUUUCCGCUUUUCUUUUCUCCCCUUUGUUUGUAGCUCGUGGUUUCUUGUAUGUCAUUGACGUCCCUUGAUACGCAGACUUUGGAAGAAAGCUUCAUGUG
Juglans microcarpa x Juglans regia is the source of this 1107-nucleotide messenger RNA. Its product is annotated as zinc finger protein 511. Lineage: Eukaryota; Viridiplantae; Streptophyta; Magnoliopsida; Fagales; Juglandaceae. The coding region runs from base 55 to 816 and encodes 253 amino acids. The transcript is spliced from 4 exons. The record is from RefSeq and is a predicted model, not a curated record.